AUGAGGACAACCUGGAACGAAGAAUGCCUGCGCAAAGCUGUCGCAACCAUCGGCAAGGAAAUCGAUUUCAGCUGCAUGACCUCUUCGACCUCUAAUAAGGAGGCCGUCUCUCAUCAUUUGCCAGAACCACUUGGUGGCCCAGCGGUCAGUCGUAAGAGGCGAAGCCUUGACAACCGAGCCGCAAGUCUUCCUAAUCCGCAAGGCAGCCUUCUGGACGUACAGCGUUUGGAGAACGCAGUCUGGCGCCUUUGGCCAAGAGAACAAAGGGCGUGGCAGCCAUGGUACAGUGUCCUGCCUGACGAAGGCGAAAAGGCAUCAGAAGAGCUUGGUUCGCAGAUUGAUCUUUUGCAAGUACAGCGCCUGCUCCACAAGCAGGAUGUGCUGAGUCAAUUUGCGCUCCAACUCGUGCAGAGGGCGCAUAGCAUUGGGGCGCAGUCCACGGAGACGCCGGCCACGCCUCGGAGUCUGGCAAGUUCAGCCCCAGAGGCAGAGGACGAAGAAUCCACUGGAUGGGCUGGAUGGAUGGACGCUGCGGUUCCAACCGUGUGGAUUCUUGGUGGUGUGCUCAUGGCGGACUCCAAAGAGAACCUUGCAGAGAUGGGUCCUGAAGCGGAGAUUGAUGAGCAACCCGAGAUUCCAAUGGUGAAUGGCCGCUUGACCACAUCCCUGGCUGUGAAGGUGGCUGGUGGCGACGGGAGCCCAUAUACCGCUGGUCCGGGCACCCCCACUGGUGGCCAAUUCAGGCAGACUUUCACGCCACGGGAGUGCCCCAAGAGCGGCUGCCCGCAGCCGCAAGUUGGCGUUGAUGGAUACCUGCCACAAAGGCGUUGGUCCGACGCAGCAAGUUGGCCCGAUGGAAAGUUGCCAGUGGCAAUGGACAAUGUGGUAUUACCCCCCACAGACAACGUGCUGCUGGACAUUGUGACUCCAAAGUUGCAUUGGGUUGACAUCCAGGGCAAGCUCGAGUUUGAUCGUGCCCUGAACACCACACUCAACGCGCAUUCCUUGAAAGUUUGGGGCAAAUUGGAGAUGGGAACUGUGGACAAUCCAAUGCCAGCGGCCAACAAGGCCGAGAUUGUCCUUUGGGGCGCCGAGCAGGCCAUCACGGUGAUCAUGGUGGAAGGACUCUUCUUGGUCAACAAGGUCAUCGCUGUCUUGGGCGAGUUCUCAGCUGUGGGAACCCCUCGCACCAGCAAGGCAUGGACGAGACUGUCUCAGACUGCUGCAGCAGGUGCCACGCAACUCACGGUUCAAGGCACUGUCACAGACUGGCGCCCAGGGUCUCAGGUGGCGAUCUCAGCCACGGAGUAUCCAUCGCCGCCUCAGACCACCGAGACGGAGGUGAGAACCAUCUCUGCUGAGCCGGUCUAUGACGCAGCCACGGACACCACCACACUGACGCUCAGCACAGCCUUGACACAUCGCCAUUUUGCCGGAGUCAUUGACAGUAGUGCGGAGAACAUCCACUGGCCCCAGCCCUUCUUGGCGGCCGCUGUGGCCUUACUGGAUGGCCGAUCCAAUGUAGUGAUCCGAACCGGAGAGGAAUUUGAAGAACACGGAGGUGAUGUAGUGAUUGGCGGCUCUUCAGACGGCAGAUGGGCAGGAAUCGCCACGAUUAGCAACGUGGACUUCAUCCGCAUGGGCAAGUUCUGGUAUCAAGCGCCAGCUCUGAAGUUCAACUUCCUUGGGGGCCAGAAGAACAUGUCCCGGGUGGAGAAUUGCGUCUUUAGCCAUUCGCAGUCUGGGGCCAUUGAGGCCAACUAUGUCUCUAAUUUGGAGAUUGUGGACAAUGUCUUCCACAGGACGACGCGAACGGCAGUGUGGAUCCGAGGGACAAGCAGCCAAGAUGCCAUCGUCCUCCGGAGAAACGUGGCCAUUGAAACCCUGCGUCACCCCAGUGAGAAUACAGAAUGGAUCAGACAUUUCGGCGCCUACUACUUGGAGGUCCGCCCAGCAGUGCUUGCGGGAAAUGUUGCAGCAGGCUCCUGCGAUACCGGUUUCAUCCUGCGGCCCCAAUUGGCGGCCUGUCAGAAGGGCGAUGCUGGUAACGCCAGGUUACAACAGGAAGAUCUCAACGAGGCCGUCGCCACCAUGACCGGUGUCUUCAUCUUGGACGGCUGUCAGGGACAAUGCAACGACUGUGCACAAGUGCACGGUUUGGUAGCCUGGAAAUCUGCACAUGGAGGUAUCAUGUCUGGCGACCAGAAUGCCAAUGUCAGGCUGGACACCAUACUUCUUGCAGACAAUCAUAUUGGAAUCGCUCUGCGCUUCCUGCGCAACACCGCUGAUAUGGACCACCGGACGUACAGCUACAACGUCAGCGUCUACGGAUCAACUCCAGCUUCCACUUGUGAUGCCUCCAUCGACUGCCGAGCCUAUGGUGAAACGGAUGCGGUGGGUUUGGCCUGCAACUCCGUGCUGGCGGACAAGUAUCGCCGGGUUGGCAUCAUGACGCACAUGAUGAACAACAUACCCAAGUUCUGCGAAGCAAAGGGAGUCGAACCUUGCCGACCACCCACCACACCAAUAAAGAUGUGUGUGAUGCCCUGGGAGGAACGCAUGGGCUCUGCAGGCUCACGGUAUUCGGAGUCUCACUGGGAUGGUAUCACGUUUGGCCAUUGGGCUGCUGAUGACUGCGGCCGUCCGUCGGUGGCCUUCACGUACAACCCCACAAACAUUGACGUUGCAUACCCGCAGUUCUUUACGGGUGUGGUGUGGCUUCCGACCGUUGAGGCCAAUGCAAAAGUGUUCUUGGGCGAAUCCACCAUUACGCACAACAGCGUCACGGCAACUGGGGAGUUCGAUGGUGUCAACCAGUUGGUGCUCACAGAUGUGGAUGGCAGCCUGCUUGGUACCACAUCAAGAGAUGCAUCGAUGGUGACCGUGUACAAUCCAGCACUGGCAAUCCAGAGCUGCACGGAAGUUGCCUCUUCCUACUUUGACUGCCCUGAUCUCCAGCUUCGUCUUCUGACUUGGGAGGCUGUUGGUGGCCCGUCCCACCGUGUCCUAAGCAAGUUCAAGGCCUGGCGAGCAUCUGAUGACAGAUCCACAUGGUCUGCUGGUCCUCAGGAAGAGAAGGCGUGCCUGCCGGUUGGAGCUGAGCACGAUAGAAGUUGGAAAAUACGUCCAAACGACCUGUACAACCUGACGAUGUUCACCUCGCCACCGAAGAAUCACCGGCUUUUCUGGUUCAAUGACAACCCGGAUGAGACGAUUCGACUCGAUAUUUUCCUCACCCAGCCUUUCCGACUAGAGGUUUACGUGGACGAGGUUCUCAUGUCCGAAGACCUGUACGACACCGCCAAGAAAUCUCCAUCGCGACUGCCAGAACUCACGGACCCUCACGGCUCGUAUGCGUUUGACCCACAAGCGCGACGAUUCUACCUCAUCAUGCAGGGUGGCAUUUUCAAUGGCAAGGCUGCCACCAUCGGUGGGGGGUUCAUCUCGUUGCGCUUGCUGCAGGUGGUGCAGAUCACCAUGUCAGUGGCCAUCCCCUUGGCCGACUUCGAUAGCGUGGAACAGAACAAGUUUGUGAACAACGUCGCAACGUUGCUUCAAAUUCCGGCCUCGCGCAUCAAGAUUGUGUCUGUGCAAUCCAAGGCACAAGUGGCCGCGCAAGGCGGUCGGCUGCUGCAGGUCGUAGAAGCUGUCGAGAUCGAGGUAGAGGAUGCGGGCAGAAAUCUCCAAGAUGAAGGAGUGGAAGUGAUCUUCCAGGUGAUCGAGGAUGAGACCGUGAGUGGCGGCACGGGAGGUCCCGGAGCUGAUGAAUUCAGUGGGGCGGCGAUCCUGGAGUUGCAGUCUUUGAUUGAGACCUUGUUGAAUGCCUCUGAAACUGGCACCCUAUCCUCAUUCCUGGGAUUCAACGUGGUGCUGGAAAGUGUCGAGCUGACUGAUGUGCCCACGGACGCGACAGAUAAUACGGCUGGAAAUUCCACGGUGACCCAAACCACCGUAACCACCACGUUCACGUCCACGGCAACCACCUCAACUUCAACCACUGAUCCGAACUCAACAACUGAAGCCACGGAGGAACCCAUCGAGGACCCCACAGGUGCCUUGGUGCAAUCGAUCCUCAUUGGGGCUGUCGUCGGUAUUGGAGUUGGAGUCCUUAUGAUGAUAAUCGGUUACCUCGUGAGAAGAAGAAUGUACUCGCGCAACGUCCACGCUUCCUAUUCAGAGGGUCAACAAGAGGCCCUCAACCCAUGAGGAGGACCCUAAGACUAAUCAAGAUGAACAAGGGAACGCAUCAAGUCACAGCCGCUCCUGGCCAAACUGGCAGUGCCACCUUGGUUUGAUGCCGA
Molecule: messenger RNA, 4301 nt
Organism: Cladocopium goreaui
Lineage: Eukaryota; Dinophyceae; Suessiales; Symbiodiniaceae
Source: the annotation of a GenBank genome assembly